This is a messenger RNA of Cicer arietinum (chickpea), 1339 nucleotides long. Its product is annotated as protein STRICTOSIDINE SYNTHASE-LIKE 5-like. Lineage: Eukaryota; Viridiplantae; Streptophyta; Magnoliopsida; Fabales; Fabaceae. Gene Ontology annotation, cellular component: endomembrane system. Gene Ontology annotation, molecular function: hydrolase activity. The record is from RefSeq and is a predicted model, not a curated record.
CGUACGACUCAAAGAGCAUUGCAUUACGAUCACACGAAAAUGUUGUGUGUCACUCUAACCUCUAGCUUGAUUCUAGCAGUUUUAGUUGCUCUUACAAUUCAAGUCUUCUACUUCUCACCCAUAGACCCAAUUUUGCUUGAAGUACCACAAUAUGUAUAUUCCACUCCUUCAACCAAAAACAACCAAUUACAGAAUGUGAUUAAACUUGGAGAAGGAUUUUUGAAGCAACCAGAAGAUGUUUGUGUGGAUAAAGAAGGUACCAUCUAUACAUCAACUAGAGAUGGUUGGAUUAAAAGAUUGCCAAGGAAUGGAAAUUGGGAGAAUUGGAAGUAUAUAGAUAGCUCUACUUUGCUUGGAAUCACUACAUCAAAAGAUGGUGGUCUUAUUGUGUGUGAUACUUCCAAGGGUUUGUACAAGGUUACAGAAGAUGGUUUCAGUCUUAUUCUUUCACAAGUGAAUGGUUUUCCAUUAAGUUUUGCGGAUGAUGUAAUAGAAGCAUCAGAUGGAAGUAUAUAUUUCAGUGUUGCUAGUACCAAAUUUGGUUUACACAAUUGGCAUUUGGAUGUACUUGAGGCAAGACCUCAUGGACAACUUAUCAAGUACAAUCCCACGUUAAAUGAGACAACUAUUGUUCUUGAUGAUUUGGCCUUUGCCAAUGGUGUUGCACUAUCCAAAGAAGAAGAUUAUAUUGUGGUUUGUGAAACUUGGAAGUUUAGGUGUUUGAGGCAUUGGCUAAAAGGAGUUAACAAAGGCAAAACAGAUAUUUACAUUGAAAAUCUCCCUGCUGGACCUGACAAUAUUAAUCUUGCUCCUGAUGGCUCAUUCUGGAUCUCUUUGGUUCAAUUCACUUCUGAAAAGAUGAGGUUUGUGCACACGUCUAAGGUAUCCAAGCACUUAUUAGCUUCAUCUCCAAAGCUAUUUAAUAUGAUCAAUAGAGCAUGGAAGUCUGCGACGGUGGUGAAUGUGGGAACUGAUGGCAAGAUUAUCAGAAAGUUUGGUGAUAGUGAAGGGAAGGUUAUCAAUUUUGUAACUUCAGCUGUGGAAUUUGAGGACCAUCUUUACCUAGGUAGUCUUACAUCUGACUUUGUUGGAAAAUUUCCACUGCCAAGUGCAAACUAGUGAAGUUCAGCUCUUAUUGAAUAAGGUGUGUGUAACAUCUUAUGUGUUUUGAUAUCUAUGGUUUAGACCAACACACAUUUAGGAGAAUAUUAUCCAUAUUAUGUAAAUUUGUGUCUUUGAUAUGAACAAUAAUAAAGUCAAAAUUAGGAUGACUCUAUAGUAUUUCUCAAAUUACCAAGAACAAUGAGAUGAAUUAAACAGUUAAAUUUCUCAUGCAAUA